Messenger RNA from Pseudo-nitzschia multistriata, 1239 nucleotides. Lineage: Eukaryota; Bacillariophyta; Bacillariophyceae; Bacillariales; Bacillariaceae. The record is from the annotation of a GenBank genome assembly.
CCCAUCACGAUACCGUACAGCACGGCCGAUUGUUGCACUGUAUUUCUCCUGAGUGGCCGUACCGUAUAGUACAUAUCCAAAAAUAGUAUCUACAAUACAUACUAUGCGGGAUUUGGUCCCAAUUUCCAAUUCCAACAAUUUCAAUUACUGAAAAAGUUGUUUUUCUAUUUGAGACAGGCAAUUCAGCAGCGAUGAUCCAAGGAAGAACAAUCACACCUGCGGUACCGUUACGUACCCACCACAAAAUGAACUUCCGAUCACGAAAUAGGCGCAUCGAUUUAUAGACACAACACUCAACAGCUCUGUAUAACGACACGCAGAACAGUGACGAUGUCUCAACUUUAUAGUCACAACUUCGCUGGUUGCAACUUGAUACCGAUUCGCGUGGACGCAUUAUCAGACGACAAAAGCAUAAGAAUCGUGGACACGCUGCUUUUUGAUCCUUCCUGUUGGCCGGUGACUCUAUAUGAACCACUUUAUGCUUCUGUGGAAGAAAACGUCAGCCUCAUUGCUCACACCAUUCUUUCUGAUGCAGAAGUUCAAGUAAGUUUUUGCGGUUUCAAACGGGGCGAAUCCUUAUUCACAUACGUGCGUCCUCAUAAUAUGUCUAUCGUAUGUUAACAAAAAAGCCUAUGGGUCGGACCGUUCGACACUUUACAGGAAGGUUAGACUUAUGGAGUAAUAAACUGCAAAAGACGAUCGAAGAUCAGCUUAGGCCUCAAUUAUGGAGAAUAGUCGAAAUGAGCAACGAAGACCAAACCUUACUUGGAAAAAAUGGCGAAACACUUAUACCGAUAUCCAUCCGACUACUGUUCGACCGAAUAAAUAUUCACGAAAACAUCCUAUGGGACAAACAUGGACCUUUAUCUCCAUUUGACUUUGCUGAAGAUAUGGUAAAAGAAAUGAAUUUGCCCGAUGAUGCCAUCAUUUCUAUCGCGAUGACCAUUAUAGAGCAACUGCACGGCCUGCACGUCGAUACAGCACCAGAACCAACGUCAGAAAACAAUGAUAAGAAGAAGUUGUAUAGGGGCGCAUGGACAACGCAUGAUUCUAAAGAGCAUGCGUCUAUUGUCUCACAAGUCGUAGCGCAACAUCGAAGUAUUUAAGGAGAGAAAAUCGAAGGGAGGGAACGGGCGCCUUGUGACAGGAAUUACUCAGGUAGCUAAGUUACAUCCUGGGUUACUGCAAAUAGUAUACAAUAUUCAAAAUUUACCCCCACAUUAAACUGAAAUAUUGCAA